Molecule: messenger RNA, 360 nt
Organism: Sphenostylis stenocarpa
Lineage: Eukaryota; Viridiplantae; Streptophyta; Magnoliopsida; Fabales; Fabaceae
Source: the annotation of a GenBank genome assembly
AUGGCGUCUAGUGUCCAUGGAGUGGAGCAGAGAAGAAGUGGAAUUUGGAGGCAGAGAAAGAGUAGUGAAAGGAAUGGAAAGAUGAAGAUUCUGUGUUGUGGUGCAGAGAAAAAUGUGAAGCUUAGGUGUCAGGUGUGUACUUAUGCAUGGCAUAAGGAAUUAAGACCCCCAACUGGCUUGGUCAGGGUGGUAUGCGACCGCUGCAUGCAGGCGGUCUCUUUUAUAUUAUGUUUCCACACAUCAUAUCACCUCGCCUCUCCGGUCAAAGGAUACACCCCAAUCCAAUCUUCAUCUUCUAACCAAAAUAAUUUACUUUACAUCAUGUUUCUUGUUACCUUAUUAUCAUGUUGGAUCAUCUAA